CAUUUAAAAACUUGCAGGAAAAGUUUUGAGAGCAUCUUCUGACGGAGAGAGGUGAAGAGACAGAACUGCCAGCCAUGUCAGCUCACUUUAACCGGGGCCCAGCCUAUGGACUCAGCGCCGAGGUCAAAAACAAGUUAGCAUCCAAAUAUGACCCACAGAAGGAGGCUGAGUUGAGAGAAUGGAUGGAGAGAACCACCGGCAGGAAUAUUGGGAAUAAAUUCAUGGAGUCCCUGAAAGAUGGAGUCCUGCUGUGCGAGUUAAUUAACAAGCUCCAGCCUGGCUCCGUCAAGAAGAUCAAUGAGUCUACACAGAACUGGCAUCAGCUGGAAAACAUUGGCAACUUUAUUAGGGCGAUCACAGAUUACGGCAUGAGGCAACACGAUAUAUUCGAAGCCAACGACCUGUUCGAGAAUACAAACCUCACUCAAGUCCAGUCCACACUAUUGACGUUAGCUAGCUUGGCUAAGGCAAAAGGAGCCAAAGUUGACUUCGGGGUCAAGUAUGCCGACCGGCAGGAGAGAAAAUUCAACCCUCAAAAACUCAAGGAAGGAAGAAAUAUAAUUGGACUGCAGAUGGGAACCAACAAAUUUGCCAGCCAGAAAGGGAUGACAUCAUACGGUACCCGUAGACACCUGUAUGAUCCCAAACUAUCCAACGAACAGCCAUUGGACACAUCUACUAUCAGCCUACAAAUGGGCACCAACAAGUGGGCUUCCCAGGCAGGGAUGACGGCCCCAGGCACCAAACGUCAGAUCUUCGACCAGAAGCAUGGAAUGGAUCAGUGCGACACCCAGACCAUCCCCUUGCAGAUGGGAACAAACAAGGGGGCAUCUCAACAAGGCAUGACCGUGUACGGUCUCCCGCGUCAAGUCUAUGACAGCAAGUACUGCCUGGACAGCAGCCUCUAUCAGCUGGGCGAUGAGGACGGCCACUACGACAACAGCCAUCAGUAUCUCAACUCUGAAUAAGGGCGCUCAUCUUUCCCAAUAACCCUCCACAUCACCCUCUCCUGUGCCCACCUGUACCUGCUACCGUGGCAGAGAAGGGUGUCCACUGCUGCCCAUCCUAUGCCAGCAUGUGCUCAUUGCUCUGGCAAAGGGGGGUUAAUGCUACCCACUAUCCAUGUUUGCUCUUGCAGAGUAAAAAAAAAAAAAUUAAUGAUACCCAUUAGGUGCCAAUAUGCCUCCUGGCACCUAGAACGCUGUAUGUCCCAAACCUGCUGUUCUGGCAGAGAAUGAUCUCUCUCCUACCCCCUUUCUUCUUUCCUGGCAGAAAUGGGGGUAUAGCUGCCCAUUCUGUGCCAGACUGUGCCCGCUACUUUGGCAGUAGCAAAAUAAAAACCCAUUCCCCAUAUGUCUGAGGCUACAUUAAAAGAGACUGGGAAUAA
Nanorana parkeri is the source of this 1387-nucleotide messenger RNA. It is a transcript of the gene CNN1, whose product is annotated as calponin 1. The transcript is spliced from 7 exons. Bases 75 to 968 code for a protein of 297 amino acids. Gene Ontology annotation, biological process: actomyosin structure organization. The record is from RefSeq and is a predicted model, not a curated record. Lineage: Eukaryota; Metazoa; Chordata; Amphibia; Anura; Dicroglossidae. Gene Ontology annotation, molecular function: actin binding.